Nerophis lumbriciformis (worm pipefish) is the source of this 834-nucleotide messenger RNA. The record is from RefSeq and is a predicted model, not a curated record. Lineage: Eukaryota; Metazoa; Chordata; Actinopteri; Syngnathiformes; Syngnathidae.
AUGGCGGGACGGGUGGUGUUCAGGGUUCUCCGGAACUUUGCACCCAUUGAGUGGCUUCGGACUCAUCCUCCCGUCCGGACAGUUCAUUUCAGCCCCGCUUUGUGCGCGGGUCACAAUAAGUGGUCCAAAGUGAAACAUAUUAAAGGACCUAAAGAUGAAGCCAGGGGGCGAAUGAUAGCUAAAUUUGGACUAAUGAUAAAGAUUGCAGUGAAAGAGGGUGGACCCAAUCCUGACAUGAACGCCAAUUUAGCCCAACUUCUGGAGCAGUGCAGGAAUAAAAACAUACCAAAAGCAUCCAUUGAAACUGCAAUCAAGAAUGCGGAAAAGGCAAAACCGGCGUCGCAGCACAUGUUUGAAGCUCGCGGACCAGGUGGAUGCUUUCUGCUCAUUGAAGUUCUGACCGACAACAUCACGCGCAGCCAGCAGGACGUCCGACGGAUUCUCAGUAAAAAUGGGGGAACAUUCUCGGACGGCGUCCGCUAUAACUUCAGCAGGCGGGGCGUGGUGGCCGUGCCCGGUCGCGGCGUGACAUCGGAGCGAGCUCUGGAGUUGGCAAUCGAGGCCGGAGCGGAGGACGUACAGGAGACUGAAGACGACGAUGAGGACGAGGCGCCACUCCUGCAGUUUAUCUGUGACAACGCGGACGUGAGUAAGGUACGAGCGUCCCUAGAGGACAUGGGGAUGAACGUGACGUCGGCCGGCUCAGAGUUUUUCCCGACCUUGCUUACGCCACUGGAGCGGGAGCAGCUGGAGGCGGCUUCAGCGCUCAUCGAGGCCCUCAGUGACUGUCCAGAUGUGGUACGGGUCUGGGAUAACGUCCAGGUUGAGAGCUGA